GAUGUCCCCAAAGCUGACAGCUGCAGCAUAGCACCGUGUUUCCACCGACCACUUAUUUAUUUCAUUAUCUUCCAUCCGUGUCGUGUGGAAUCAUGAGUGGAAUGCACGGUUUCGCCUUCCCGCUACUGCUGCUGCUGUCCAGCUGCACACCUUCCCGGGGAUACUUCUCGGAGGAGCGCUGGAGCCCCGAGUCGCCGCUGCUCGCACCCCGGGUCCUCCUCACCCUCAUCUGCCGCAACUCGGAGCACUCCCUGCCCUACGUGCUCGGCACCGUGGAGAGGUUGGACUACCCCAAAGAGCGCAUGGCUGUGUGGGUAGCAACCGACCAUAACGAGGACAACACCACAGCCAUCCUGCGUGACUGGCUCAUCAAGGUGCAGAAUCUCUACCAUUAUGUGGAGUGGAGGCCCAAAGAGGAGCCCAGCCACUAUGAGGAUGAAGAAGGUCCCAAACACUGGACAGAUCCCCGUUAUGAGCAUGUUAUGAGGCUUCGGCAAGUUGCACUGGAGUCAGCCCGUGAAAUGUGGGCCGACUACUUUAUGGUGAUGGACUGCGAUAACCUCCUCACCAACCCAAAUGUCCUCUGGAACCUCAUAAGCGAGAAUAAGACAGUCAUCGCUCCCAUGCUGGACUCCCGUGCCGCUUAUUCCAACUUCUGGUGCGGAAUGACCAGCCAGGGCUACUACAAACGCACCCCAGCCUACAUGCCUGUGAGGAAGCGCGUGCGUAAGGGCUGUUUUGCAGUUCCCAUGGUGCACUCCACCUUCCUCAUCGACCUCAGGAAAGAAGCAUCCAGGCAGCUGGCUUUUCACCCGCCUCACGCAGAAUACAAUUGGGCUUUCGACGACAUCAUUGUGUUCGCCUACUCGGCUCGAAGGGCAGACGUGCAGAUGUUUCUCUGCAACAGAGAGACGUACGGUUACCUCACCGUGCCGCUGCGUGCCCACAAUACUUUGCAAGACGAGGCCGACAGCUUUGUGCAUUCUGUGUUGGAGGUAAACGUGCGCCACCCCCCGGUGUUGCCAUCCCAGUUCAUCCCAGUUCCCUUGAGACAGCCGGACAAAAUGGGGUUCGAUGAGGUGUUCAUGAUCAACCUGAGAAGGCGUACUGACCGCCGAGAGCGUAUGCUGAGAGCCCUCCAUGAGCAGGAGAUUGCAUGCAAGAUCAUUGACGCCGUAGAUGGAAAGGCAUUAAAUAGCAGCGAUGUCCAAGCGAUGGGCAUCCACAUGCUCCCUGGAUACAGCGACCCUUAUCAUGGCCGCCCGCUGACCAAAGGAGAACUGGGGUGCUUCCUGUCCCACUUUAACAUCUGGAAAGAGGUUGUGGAGCGAGGCCUGCCCACCUCGCUGGUCAUCGAAGACGACCUGCGCUUCGAGGUCUUCUUCAAGCGGCGCCUCAUGAACCUGAUGAGCGAGAUCGAGGAUGAAGGACUGGACUGGGAUCUCAUUUACAUCGGUCGCAAACGAAUGCAAGUGGACCACUCCGAGAAAGCGGUGCCGAAUAUUCACAAUCUGGUGGAAGCGGAUUAUUCCUACUGGACUCUGGGUUAUAUGAUCUCCUUGCAAGGAGCUCAGAAGCUUCUAAGAGCCGAGCCUUUAAAGAGAGUCCUGCCAGUGGAUGAGUUCCUACCAAUCAUGUUCAAUAAACACCCAGUGUCAGAUUACAUGAAGCAGUUUGAGACCCGAGACCUCAAAGCCUUCUCAGCAGAGCCCCUCUUGGUGUACCCCACCCACUACACGGGCGACUCGGGCUACAUCAGCGACACGGAAACGUCCACCGUGUGGGACAAUGACAAGAUCCGCACAGACUGGGACAGAACACGCUCGGGGAAAACCCAGGAGCAGGCUGAGCUCAGCACCGAGGCCCAGAACUCCGACGUGCUUCAGUCGCCUUUGGACAGCACAGCACGAGACGAGCUAUGAGACACCACACCCCGCACAAAAAGUACCCUUUGUUUUUUUUUAAGUAUUAUUUGGCUGUGGCAUUACAGAUUAAGGGAUGUAACAAAUGUUUGUGGUUGAUCAAAAAGGCACUAGACUUGCCAUACGAGAUGGCAUUUGCAGUACCCAACCUGUGUCUGUCAUACAGAAACAAACCUUCAUAUAUUUUUUCACGUCCAUCGUGACGUUACACUGUGAAUCAGGCUACGACUGCAUGUCACUGCAAAAUUAAAUUCAUCCUAAAUCAUGCAAUCUGCAGGCCUUUAAAAUCUAGAAAUCGCAUUUCUGUUCACAAUUUGCAUGUGGAUGCUCCCCCUCAUAUUUCACAGCACACCUCAUAAUCCAUACAAAAUAAAAUAAACCCCCUGCUGUCUUUCAGCAGCAUUUUUGGACAUGCCAUGACACCAUUACUGCUACAGAAAAAAUACAAAAAAUCUGGGAAAAAUAGUGUAGAAAGAAAUCCUAAAAAUACAAGAAAAUAUGUCUAAUUUUACAAGAUUAAAAUUGAAUUAUUGUAGUUUAUUAGAAAAAAAACCUUUGAGAGAAAAAUCUAUAUAAUAAGAAUAAAUAACAUAAUAUUACAAUGAUCAAGCUGUAAGAAAGUGUAUUUUUAACAUUACAAUAAUAAAGUAAUAAUUAUUAAAAUAUUCAAGUAAUAAUUAUAACAUUGUAAGAAUAAAGUAGGACUUUUUAAGAGGAAAAAAAAUCAUAAUACAUGAAUAAAGUCAACUUUUGACAUGACAAAUGUAUAAUUGACAAGAAUAAAGUUGGAUUUCUAAAGGAAAAAAAGUAUAGUACAAAAAUAAAGUCAACUUUUGAUGUGGAAAAUACAUAAUUAACUAGAAUGAAGUUGGAUUUUUAAGAGAAAAAAGGGUAGUACAAUAAUAUUUUUCAUCUUUUUAUAUGAAAAACAUAUAAUUGACAGGAAUAAAGUAGGAUUUUAAAGAGAAAAACAUCAAAAUACAUGAAUAAAGUCAUUUUUUAUGUGAAAAACAUAUAAUUGACAAGACUAAAGUUGGAUUUUUAAGAGGAAAAAAAGCAUAUUACAAAAAUAAAGUAAACUUUUGACAUGAAAAACAUGUAAUUUAUAAGAAUAAAGUUGUUUUAAGUGAGAAAUCCAUAAUUGACAAGAAUAAAUGUGAUCCUUUUAAGUGACAAAAUAUAAUAAAUUGUAAGAAAUUCUCAAUAUAACCAGAAUAAAACUGCAUAUUUCAAAGAAAUGUUACAGUCCUCAUCUUAACACAUGAUUCUGUUUAUGUUCAUAAUAUGAAAACCCUGUAAAAAAAUACUUUAUUCACAUAAAUUGAAGCCUUUUUCUCUUUAUAAAGCUACUUUAAAAUUGUCCUCUGCUGCCCCCUACCAUGCAAUUCCCACAGUGCCACAUCAGCUCCAAGGAGCAGCUGUUCACAGUGUUGUCGGUGAGGCAAACCGCCGUGCAGGCCUCAAGUGGGAAAAGCGUUUGCAGAUGCCCCUGUCAGACAUCCACCCUGAUGCCUUUAUCUUCCAGCCCAACAUCUGUAGUGACAUCUCGCCUAUUCCAUAUCCAUAGGAUUCUAAAUACUUUAUAAUAACACUCUCCUGCAGAUGCAACAUCCACUGCUUAUGUAAUCGGACAGGCUCAUGCCCACCAUAAGACAAAAUAGCCUUCACUUGAGAACUAACAUGCACUUUAUGUCAGUCAGUAGAGUUUUUACACCUUAAGUCAUUUAUGGCGCAUGUCUCUAAUUAUCCCCUGAAUGCGGACUGCCAAGGGAUGCCGAGCUGAGGCGUCGGUUGUACAUUUAAGAAAGUGAAUUGAUUAAAAGACACAGUAAAGCUCACUUGGAAGUCCCGGUGGUCACAUUUAUUGAUGUUUGACCGAGGUAACAGAUGUCAACAUGUCUUUGGUUACCAGUACAUCGAGACCAGAGCGCUUAGCACAUGGAUAUCGUAAAAGGUUCCGUCUCGUCGUCUGUCCUUUUAUAGUGUCCCCUCUCCAUUGCCAUACUAGAUUAACAAAAUAUUUUCAUAGUCCGAGCAUAGAAAAGCUGUUUAAUAUGUUUUUUACCA
Doryrhamphus excisus (bluestripe pipefish) is the source of this 3989-nucleotide messenger RNA. RefSeq names its product collagen beta(1-O)galactosyltransferase 1a (gene colgalt1a). The record is from RefSeq and is a predicted model, not a curated record. Gene Ontology annotation, molecular function: procollagen galactosyltransferase activity. Lineage: Eukaryota; Metazoa; Chordata; Actinopteri; Syngnathiformes; Syngnathidae.